Messenger RNA from Schistosoma margrebowiei, 723 nucleotides. The record is from the annotation of a GenBank genome assembly. NCBI's taxonomy places the organism in Eukaryota, Metazoa, Platyhelminthes, Trematoda, Strigeidida, Schistosomatidae.
AUGAAUAAAACCUUAAUCUUCGGUUUACGGAACUAUGUCGCAUCAAAUCAUUCUAUUUUUGCAAAUUUUUGUACUCAUCGAACUGCAUCAACGCUUAUCUGUGGAAAUGAUGCGAAAUUUCCUUCUGUUCGUUGCAACCAGAUACAUUACUCUCUAUUCUCAAAAGAUUCACGGCCUCUGAACUUUCCUAAAAAUUUUGCACAGUUUUCUACUGAAUCAAAAAACAAUGUCCCAUCAAAUGUGAACGAAAAAAAUGGGAAUGACUUGGACGAAAGGAAAUCUAGUCUCAUCAAAAGAUUCAAGGAUGCCUAUGCAAUUUACGGGAAAGUUGUCUUGAUAACCCAUGGUGUGACGUCAUGUUUAUGGUUUGGAAUGUUUUAUUCACUGGCUUGCACUGGGAUCAAUUUGCUGGAUAUUCUUCACAGUCUAAACGCACCUGGAUGGCUAAGUAAACCCCUCCAUUUAGGUGGGGGUACUGUGAACACUCUGGCUACAGCCAUUGUAUUCUAUAAACUGGCAGUACCAUUACGCUACGGUUUGACACUCAUAUUAACCAGGUAUCUAGUACGUUACCUUCGGUUGAAAGGAAAAGCACCACAAGUACAAGAAAAUGAUCGUCUACGAAACCUAGCUAAAGAAGGAGCAGAAAUUUCACGUGAACGAAUCAAAGCGCGCAUGGCUAGAAGCAGAAGAAAUGUACUCAUGAGGAGGAAUCAACGAUGA